Trichomonas vaginalis G3 is the source of this 966-nucleotide messenger RNA. Its product is annotated as 3'(2'),5'-bisphosphate nucleotidase protein. The record is from RefSeq and is a predicted model, not a curated record. The transcript has a single exon. Gene Ontology annotation, biological process: sulfate assimilation. NCBI's taxonomy places the organism in Eukaryota, Parabasalia, Trichomonadida, Trichomonadidae. Gene Ontology annotation, molecular function: 3'(2'),5'-bisphosphate nucleotidase activity. Bases 1 to 966 code for a protein of 321 amino acids.
AUGUUCGGGAAAUACGAAAAAGAAGUAAACACCCUUGUUAAUAUCAUGAAGAGAGCUAUUCCAAUGACAAUAGGUAUCCAGAAGCGUUUAGAUUUCGAAGAAGUCAGGACAAAGAAAGAUGGAACCUACGUCUCGAUUGCAGAUUACGCUAUCCAAUCAAUUAUUAUGGAUGGAAUUUUUAAUAACCUCCCAGGUGAUGACUGCUUAGGCGAAGAGGACUGUGGAAAAUUAAAUCCAUAUUUCUUAUCCAUGGUUAAAAAAGUUUUACCAGACGAUUUUGAUCCAGUAAAGGCAUGCCAUAAAGCCAUCUUCAAAUGGGGUCCUGACAACCACCGUGUAUGGGUUAUCGAUCCAAUCGACGGAACAGCUGGCUUUGUUUCAAACGGAGCAUACGCAAUCGCAACAGCUCUUCUUAUCGAUAUGAAGGUUGCCUGUUCAAUCACUGCCUGGCCACUCCAUGACCCACAAUAUACUGGACUUCCUUUCGAGGGACCAGCUAUUUUCAUUGCAACAGAUGAAGGCUUAGCCGUUGCUAUGGAUAUGGAAGGAAAUACUUAUGAUAUGACCAAACCAACCUGCCAUGAGUCCGGAUUAUUAACUAAUGGCUUAGGAAGGGUCCUUGCCGUUAUCAAAGAAACAUUCCGUAUUGAUAACAUCAUUAGCAUGGUUUCUAUGGUUAAAGGAUUUAUUUUGGCCUCAGGAAAGGCAAGUGUAUACGCAAGAAUUCAUAAAAUGCAAGAGCAUGUUUGGGAUGUUGCACCAUUCGAGCUUUUCGUCAGAAACUGCGGUGGUUAUGUUACAGAUGGACUUGGUCAUCAGCUAGUUUAUUUACCAAAUGGUAUGAUUAAAGAUACAGAGUACGGAAUUCUCUCUACAAUUGGAAGACAAGAAUUCCACGAUAAAGUUCUUGCUACAAUGCGUGAAGGAAUGAAGAACAUUUUACAGAUUGACUACUGGGAGGAUUAA